This is a messenger RNA of Tetrahymena thermophila SB210, 1578 nucleotides long. Its product is annotated as DNA-directed RNA polymerase, omega subunit family protein. The record is from RefSeq and is a predicted model, not a curated record. NCBI's taxonomy places the organism in Eukaryota, Ciliophora, Oligohymenophorea, Hymenostomatida, Tetrahymenidae. The transcript is spliced from 5 exons.
AUGACUAAUCCCAGCGAAAAGCUUUCGUCUGAAGAAGAUGCUAUUGGUUAUUAAUCAGCUAAAAGGUAUGAAGAUUAAAUCAGAGAGUUAUAGGAAGAAAUUCAGAAAAGAACUAGAGAAAAAGAAUAGUUGAGAACUGAAAAAGAAAUUGAGUGCAUUGGACUUAAACAAGAAAUGGAUAGACUUCAAAAACUUUGUGAUAGACUAACUGAGUAAGAAGAAUCUUAAAAGUAAUUGAAAGAGGUUUUAGAAGAUCAUAAAAAUGAUGCAAUCUAAAAACUAAACAAAGAAAAAGAAAAAAAUAAAGAAAUGAAGAAAUACUUGGAAGAAGCUCACUAGGAAAUAGAAUAGCUUAGAAAAAAUAGACAUGAAAAGCAUGAAAAGGAUGGAGAUAAUGAUCAUCAUUAGAGAAAACUAAGCUCUAAAGAGGAUGAAGAAGAUGCUGUAUACUAAAAAUACAAAGAACUAGAAGAAAAACUCACCAAAAUCCUAACAGAAAAGAAAUAAUUAGAAGAUCAAAACAAGAGUUUGCAAAGUGAACUCUAAAAUAAAAGUAUUUACGACAACGAAUCUUUUUAUGAAUUUUAAAAUAAGCUAUUAAAGUCUAAGCAAGAAUUGGAAGAUAAAAUAGAGCUUGAAUAGUAGUUAGAAAUAUGUUUAGAGAGACUUGUUAAUGAAGGAGAGCUGGAUCUAAUGGACUUAAAUAACAGUAGGAUCUGCAAUAAUCUUGUCAAGAUUCAAUAAAACUUUAAAGAAUUCUAUUAAUUUAAAGAAAAGUUUGGCUCAAAGCACUAAGACGAACUCAAAAAGAUAGCUUAAACAUAUCAGUCGUAGCUGAUUGUAAAAGAAAAAUAAAUAAAAGAAUUAUAAAAAUAUAAAGAAAUGUACUUAAAACCUGUGCUUAAUUCAGAAGAAAAUAGAGAUCCAUUUAAUUGUACAAAAAUAAAGAUCUAAUAAAAGGAACUUCAUUCUCGUCCUGAUACAGGAAGAAAGAGCGAAAUGAGCAAUGGCUAAAAGGAUGAGUAGCUUGAAUAUUAAAUGCUUGAGAUAGAGUCUCUUAAAAAUGAAAAUAUUUUACUUAAAAGUGAAAUAGAUCAGCUAAAGCAAGAACUUGAAGAUAACGAAUAGAUCUAAAAUAACUUUAUGGCAGAAUAAAGAAGAAAAAAUAAAGAACUAUAGGAGAAAGAAUAGAAGAUAUAGGAAUUAAUAUCUCAACAAAAUCAGCAAAAGAUAUAAUCAAGCAAUAGAUUGAAUAUGUCUUCUUCUAACUUGAAUAGCGAAGUAACAAAAAUGAGGCAAUAAAUGGAACACAAAGAUAAAUUAAUUUAGCAAUUACAAUCAUAAAUAAAUGUUACUCAAGACUCAUCAAUCAAGCACUCCCUUAAAGCUCUUUUCCCUACAUAUAUAGAUUCUUUAUUAAACUCAAAGGACAAGAAGAUAUCUUAAGAAAAUGACUCAUAUUUGACCCUCAUUCUUAAUAUGUUAGAAUAUUCAGAAAAAGAAAAGAAUGAGAUCAAGUAAAAAAUGGAUAAAGCAAAGAAUCAAAAAGGAGGUUUCCUAGGAUUUUUCAAAAAUUGA